AUGCGCAUCUUGCCUCUCAUAGCAGCUCUGGCGCUUCUUCAGGGUGUCCAAUCCUAUGAGUCCCCGAGACGCUACACUCGAGGUCGGACCCGGGGGUUGGUUUCUUAUAACCUUCCAAAACCUGAAAAUUUGACUGCACAUAACUCGAACAAUGUGUUUGUGGCCAUAUCUCACGAUGCCCCUGUCUUAGUCCCGUCUCAAGACUCCCAUCCACAAGAGCCGGUCGGGGUGAAGCAAAAGGGGCCUCUCCAAACUAACAAAUUCUAUGCCAAUUUCUUUGCCAAUAAGCAAGACAACGCCACAUGGACUCACCCCUACUCAGUUUGGUGGUCUAACGACACAGCCAAGCAAGGCCAUGGUCUUUCAAUAUCCCAUACGGACCGUAACGACUUCCUGUACGGCCCAGGGACUCCGGUCAAGUCUUUCGAGGAUCCGCAAUUCCGCCAAUCGAUUGCUAUCUCUGCAAGCGAACUUAAAAACGAUACCGCCCUGACGACGGAGUCUCUUACGGGAUUUUCUAUCAACGUUAAUCUUGCACCAAGGAAAAAUGCCGAACCGUUGCUUUCGUUCCCGCUUGUCCAGGGCAUGGCCUUCGUGACAGGAGUUUACAAGGGCGGCUCGGUUCUGAUACAGUCUGAGAAGGGGUUCUCAAACAUCACAAGGCUACCACUAAACUCCCCGGGGAUUGGUGCCGCGGUACAUGGAUGGCACGCGCGGCUCAACGAUGGGACAGACUGGUUGAUAUAUAUGACACCAAAACACACGUACCAGAAGCCGUCCCUCAAAAUGUUGGACAAAAGCUCGCUCACAGGACCUCAAAACUUUACAGGAUAUGUACAAAUUGCCAAAAACCCACUUGGGGCGGAAGGCAUUCGGGUCUUUAACCGUGCUGCUGGAGUAUACCCCGUUGGGGCUACCAUUUCUGGAUCUGUUUCGGGAAACACUGGAACAUACACUCUGAGCUGGAGCAAGAAUGGAAUCAAGGAGCUCCCACUCCUUAUGUUUGCUCUGCCUCAUCACGUCAAAUCCUUCGACCAGAGAACCAGGGCCGGCCUCACCGAUGUCAAGCUGGCAAGCACUACAAAGGGCAUUGCGACUGCAACAUUUGGCGAUUAUUUUACCAUGGUGGAGAGCGACCUUCCAACGGAUGUCGGCUUAGACCCGUGGUCACCCCGUUUGGGCUCAGUUGGGUCCAAAAAUGCCCCAGGGGGGACUGUUUCUGCUGAGGCUAAGGCCGCGAUUAUUGCUGCAGCUAAGGAAGAGCUCUCAAGGGACAUUACAGAGCUAACCAAUUUGACGUCAAAAUACUUCUCCGGAAUCGCAUUCUCAGUCUAUGCGAGAUCACUCUACGCCGUACACAAUAUUGCUGGAGAUGAUUCUUUCACUGUUGACGCACUUCAAAAACUUGAGAAGGCGUUUGACAGAUACGUCAAUAACCUCGAGCCGAAUCCCUUGGUCUACGACAACGUAUGGAAAGGCCUGGUUUCGUCAGCAUCAUACGGUAACAAUGACACUCAGGCCGAUUUUGGGAACACAUACUACAACGACCAUAACUUCCAUUACGGCUACUAUGUCUAUACUGCAGCCAUUAUUGGCCAUUUAAACCCGUCCUGGCUAACAAAAAACGACUCGAUCAACAAAAUCUGGGUCAAUAACCUCAUUCGUGACUGGGCAAACCCCUCAACCGAAGAUCCUCACUUCCCGUUUUCGCGCUCGUUUGACUGGUUUCACGGUCACAGCUGGGCUCGAGGUGUGCUGGAAGCGCCUGAUGGCAAAGACCAAGAAUCAUCGGCUGAGGACGCCUUCUCGACGUACGCUAUUAAAGUGUGGGGCCGCACGAUUGGCGAUGCCGAUAUUGAGGCCCGUGGAAAUCUUCAGCUUGCUGUCACAGCCCGCAGCUUGCAGUCUUAUUUUCUCAUGGCCAGCGACAAUGACGUUCAGCCACCUAGAUUUAUUGGGAACCGAGCGUCGGGCAUUCUCUUUGAUCGGAAGGUGACUCACACGACAUAUUUUGGCGAUCAGAUAUCAUUCAUCCAGGGCAUUCACAUGCUUCCCAUCGUACCCAGCAGCGGAUAUAUCCGGAAGCCCUCUUUUGUACGCGAAGAGUGGGACCAGUACUUCGCAGGAAACAAGAGCGGUGCACUAACUGGGGGAGGCUUUGUUGGGCACGUAUAUGUUAACCUGGCUAUUGCGGACAACCAGGGUGCCGUCGAGAGCUAUAAUUUCAUGAAGAGACAAAAGGUAGGCAGUGAGUUCGUGGACGGAUUGAGCCUAGCUUGGAGUCUCGCAUAUACAGCGGCUUUGGGUGGAAGCUUGAACACAAACUCGACCCUAAACUCGACUGCUUACAGAUUUUCGAGAUAA
Colletotrichum truncatum is the source of this 2364-nucleotide messenger RNA. RefSeq names its product endo-beta-glucanase (glycosyl hydrolase family 81). Gene Ontology annotation, cellular component: cell surface. NCBI's taxonomy places the organism in Eukaryota, Fungi, Ascomycota, Sordariomycetes, Glomerellales, Glomerellaceae. Gene Ontology annotation, molecular function: endo-1,3(4)-beta-glucanase activity; glucan endo-1,3-beta-D-glucosidase activity. The record is from RefSeq and is a predicted model, not a curated record.